Molecule: messenger RNA, 1590 nt
Organism: Esox lucius (northern pike)
Lineage: Eukaryota; Metazoa; Chordata; Actinopteri; Esociformes; Esocidae
Product: gap junction Cx32.2 protein-like
Exons: 2
Coding region: 188-1030 (280 amino acids)
Biological process (GO): cell communication
Cellular component (GO): connexin complex
Source: RefSeq, a predicted model, not a curated record
GGUUUAGACGAAUAAGUAUGAUUGUGAGUCAGGCUGACCAAUCCCUUCUGGUUUAUAAAUAUGACUUAACCGUUCCUUUUUUCAAUAUUGUAAUCCAGAGUUUACAAACAUAAUUCCUCGGGUACUAGCUUCUUGAUGAAAAUAGUUUUUGAUCGGAGCAACAUAACCUAGGUAAUACACAGCGGUAAUGGGGGACUGGUCAUAUCUUUCAAAGUUAUUGGACAAAGUGCAGUCCCACUCAACGACCAUCGGGAAGAUAUGGAUGAGUGUCCUGUUCAUCUUCAGGAUCCUGGUUCUCGGGGCAGCCGCAGAGAACGUGUGGGGCGACGAAAUGUCUGAUUUCUCCUGCAACUCCAAUGAACCUGGGUGUAACAACGUGUGCUAUGACUGGGCCUUCCCCAUCUCACACAUCCGCUUCUGGGUCAUGCAGAUUAUCUUUGUCUCCACACCAACUCUUCUAUACCUGGCGCAUGCCAUGCAUGUCAUACACCGGGAGGGCAAGAUGAGAGAGGCACUGCAGAGUCAGGUUGACAAUGGCUGGUUAAAGAGGCCCAAAUACACAGAUGACCGAGGAAAAAUCAAAAUCAAGGGAAUUCUGCUGCGUAGCUACAUGACCCAGUUGCUCUUUAAGAUUGUGUUAGAGCUUGCUUUUAUUGUGGGACAGUACUACUUAUAUGGAUUUGUCAUGAAACUGUCGUUCCACUGUAAACAAAAGAUCUGCUCCAGAAUUGGUGCUGAAUGCUUCAUGUCCCGUCCCACAGAGAAGACUAUCUUCAUCAUUUUCAUGCUAGUGGUAGCCUGUGUGUCUCUGCUUUUAAACGUUGUUGAAAUUAUUUAUUUGCUUUGCGCCAGAGUAAAAUGCAGAACAAAGAAACAAAACCAACUCAUUAUCUACUCAGCUGAGAACCCAGGCCCACUCUUCAGUUCACCAUCACCAAGACAAACUAAUCCAAGCAGUCAUGAUUCCAUACUCAUCCAGAGACCCCAGAGGGGAGUUGAACCAAUGAACGAAAAGGAGUAUACUUCUUAGGCUUCAAAUAGAUUUCACUUAAUUAUAUUCUAAUGCUUGAAUUUACAUAAAUAAGUUCUAUUACUUCACUACAACUCCAGUAAGUUCAAUGGUGUAGAAACAUUUGCAGUUGACUAACGAUAAUCUUGACAUUUUGUUAUCUGACUAUGAUCAAAUGCAGCAGGUUUAAAACAAAUGUCAUGCAAUACUAAUAGUUUAACAAUGUGACAGAGAUAUGUGUCUGAUAAGUCAUGUUUUACAAUUCUGCACAUUCUGUUAUCAUACUGUAUUUUAAUGUUUUAAAAAGUAUCAAAUAAAAUGUUUAAAAGGAGGUUGGUGGCCCCGGAGCAGGAGCGUGCCAUAAAGGUGAGGAGAUUACCUACAAACGUCAGUGUAGUUGUUCAACUACAACAUAGUCUACUUCUAAAUUGUGUAAUUUGAAAGAAUACACAGUAGCAGUCAUGCUUAUGAGACUAAUCUACACCUCCGAAAAAAAUUAAGAGACUACUACACCUUUUAUUUCCCUUCCUAAAAAGUCAAAAAGUAAGGUUUUGGGUGUGGAACAGAAGGGUUAAAAUUAA